Messenger RNA from Amoebophrya sp. A25, 4277 nucleotides. The record is from the annotation of a GenBank genome assembly. Lineage: Eukaryota; Dinophyceae; Syndiniales; Amoebophryaceae.
CUGGACCAACUGGAUCAAAAUCGCGGCUCUGUCUUUCUGGCCACCCCAAGAGAUUACUUCUUCACAGUAUAAUUAGUAGGUGUCAAUAGAGUAAUCAUGUUUAUCAGACCCAUAUCUACACGACCCAUGAUUUCUACUGCUUUGUGUCUAGAAGUAGACCUCCUGCUCACUCAGUUGAAAAAUCUUGACCAUACAAGAUACAAGAUAAUCAAACUAUUGGCCCCUUGUAAGUACUUGAAUUCAAAAAAGCCAAAGUGUCACGCUUCUUUCAAACAUUUAGGCCGACUCUACCUGCGCAGUGUUAUGCGUGGGGGGCAUUGACUAUUCAUUUUUAUCUACCAUAUAAAGCGAAAGCGAUGCGGCGUCUUCCUGAAGGAGAUAUCUCCUCGAGGACCUUACUUGGGAGUUCUUAGUCACCGCGUUGGCGUCGUUACUAGUUUUUGCAUGACCGCUCGAGACUCAUGCCGUAUCAUUAACAUGCCGAGUACGAGAAUAAGUUUAUUCGACUCGCCGGGAUGAGAAUCGUACUAGGUCGCUUCCUUUUAUCUUCGAAAUUGUUCCUUUGCUGAACUUUUUCUCAACUGGGACAACAACGAGAUCUCGUCACUCCAACAUUUCUUGAUCCAUUGAGUGGCUGAAUAUACAGCAGCACGACCAGUCUCUCAUUAAUAUUUUAUUUAUAAAAACUGUUUUUAUUUGAAUUUGUGAAUACUACCCCGUGCUGUCAGGUAUACUUCUGAACGAGGACACAACCCUUCCUGACGUCGAUGCACGAGCUCGACGUAAAAUAAGUGCAUAGUUGUAUUACAGACAACUAGUACGAGAACCAGUGCUGUACUCCAACCGAAGCAGCAGACGUCGCAAUGAAGCAGCGAUACAAAUCUCAGUCUCUUCGGCGAAAGGCAUUUGCCUUAUCUGGAGUGAUUCAUGUUGCGGACGGAUUGCAUUAAGGAAAAAAGAACAGCUUUUGACCAUAACUUCUGUUUUUGGAAGACGAUGAUCAUGAUGAUGCUUAUUGUGGAGAAAGUAGUCGAGAAUACUACCUACGAAUACAACACAGCUUUUCUCUCAAUAACAAUAAAAGGAGCAGGUUCACUGAGAUCUUGGCCAGGCUGAAGACGGUAAGAAAAUAGAACUGAUUCUAAUAUCAGCGCGAAAGGAAAGAUGCGGAUCACGACCCAAAUCUUCGAGGUGCUGCAUAUCAAUAUCAUGACCGGACUAAUAAUUCUCUUUCUCCGCAAGGGAAACGGUCCAACUCUCCAGGGGGAAUCAGCUCGCCGAUGCGUGCAGUCGCUCGGGAGUAAGGAUUACACUUCUACUCACUGAAUUAUCUUAAAGUAUACUAACUUCGCAGCUACAUUAAAUCUAGCAGAAUAUAGCGCCUUCUAAUGCUACACCGAGAUGUCUACCACUAAGGCUGCCUCUAGUCCAUCUUUACAUGGAUCCGUCAACCGAAUACAGGGAUAUUCUUGAGGGAUCCCGACAGGGGCGAACUAGCGGCAGCGACAAUACUAGAUAGAAGAGUAGUUUUGUCUAAAAAUGGUGCCGGUACGUGCCAUCAUACAUUUUCUUCUGAAAUACAGUUACGAUAACUCAUAAUUUCUGAUAAUCUUGAAGCUCGAAGUGAAAAGUCAUGUUAGCUUAGUCUUGAUUUUCAAAUUCAAUUCCUCCUAGGAAGCCGAGACUUCGAGGAAGUGCAGCAUCCUUGGCGACCGCUGAUGUGAGUUUAAGAAUUUGUGCCGUUUGAUGUUAUUCCAGUUUCCCUCUUUUUUAACUCCUCUUGAUAUCUCCUCGGGACUAAGUAGUUACUAGUACUACAUGAGUCGAGUAGCAUGCCGAUGCCUGGCACUUUAUUUUCCGAAUGUACUGUGCCACACUAGUCUAUCUAUGGUGCGUCAAUCUGUCACCCAGUCAAUGGUUUCUAUUGUCUUCUGAGUGAUAGCAACUACGUGACUUCCUAUCAGAAGAAGGAAAGAAGUCAUUGAACUUGAAGAGUAAUUCUCUGAAGACGCAUCGGUGGAAUGAGUCUUCUCGUAAUGCUAACCCAAGCCUCUUCUAAUCAGAGACGCCUAUGCUGAUCCUGAUGAAACAUGUUUUUUGGAGUUCGGUGAUUCCUCUUCCUGUGGCCGUAAUUCAGACUCGUCGCAGGGGCUCAAAACGGCGGAAGAUGGUUUGAUGCAAGAACAAUCUUCGACCUCUACAACAGGGAGGGCGCCAGGUUUAUGGUCAGCGUUUCUCCAUCUCUCUCAGAAUCUCGCUACCCUUUUCCCAUAAAAUUCCAAGGGAAAGGUGCUGAGAUAGGGGGAUCGAGAUGAAUGAAAUCCGACGCUAACUACAGGCGACAACGCCAAUGCAGCGGAGGACGCAGAAAAUCAAGACCAGGCAGCCCCACCUGCCGCGGGCCUUGUUUCCUCUCCAGGAGAGGCAAAAGUGGAAACGAAGGCAGGCGAGGGGCAUGUCGCUGCGAGUGCAGUUGCAACGUCGGCGGAAAAGGGAGCAAGGCUGGCAGCAGCACCAGCCGCGAGUGCUUCGCCCUCCUCUACAACACCUUCAGAAGAGGCGACAUUAAAUUCAAAACAGCAAGAUCAGGGGGAACAGCAGGAGGCAGGAGGUACUCCCAUUGCCUUCAGUAAUGCGCGUUAAGGUAUUCAUGUUUAACAGCUGAUAACUACGGACUUAACGCAGCACGACGUAUUAGAAAAUGACUUAUUUACUUCUAGACAGAUUUCUUGAUCUACUUUCUGAAUUUUUCUCCACCUUCAUAUAAUUUACUGCGACUUCCUAUUUCCACAGGUGUAGAUGGAACAGAUGGAAAAUUGUCGAAGCUGAAGGCGAAGGCAGACGAGGAGCGCCGGGAGGAAACCUCUAGUGCUGGGGUUGCACGAGGUGACAUCGCGGAAGCAGGUGAUAGAGAGCAGGUUAACAGCCAAGUAGAGCAGCUUCAUCUUGAACGCGACCCAGCAUCAGGAAGUGCAAGUGAGACUACAUCUGCACAAGGUGGGGCUCAGGAGGUGGAGGGACAGCAGGAGGCGGGAGGUACUACGAUUCCCUUCGGCAAUCCGCAAGAGAAAGCUGUAGACUCAUGUGCGAUGAUCUCGAGAAGAUGAGUAGUUAUUUACUUGUUACUUGUGAUAAACUUUCUAAUUCCCCGCCUUCAUCUUGAUCUCAGGCAAGGCCUUGGCUGCAUCCUCAUCCGUGGGCUCUGGUAGUGGUACUUCUGCACAGGAUGAACAGUUGGCCGCGACACGACUACAACACGAGGGUGAGGGUCAAACAACUGCCGCAGAGGACUGCACUUGGCCUACGGCAUCUGCUCCGAAAGUCGCUGGAACCAUGGGGGUUUCGUGGCCUGGUUUUGCGCGCGAUCCUGCUUGGUUCGGCUGGUACACCAAGUUCAGGAAUUGCGAGGCGCUACCAGAGAGCCUUCCAGCAAAGCGUCAGGUUUUUCCGAUCGACCACAGCAAGCUCAAAUGUGUACCGAGAAAAACAUCGGAUGGCUGGAAGGACGUCGCUUGCAAACUCGAUUGGCCCGCUGAAGGAAGUGACCGCGAGAGCAAACCCUAUAUGCUGUGGGACAUCGGAAGUUUUGCGAUUUGCACACCACGGGGCGAAAUCGUAGAACAGGUCUGGGUGGACAAGCAGCCCAGCAGCUGUGACGAAAUGACAAUGGCAUGGCUUUCCCAGCAUGCCGUUCGCAAAUGGGGCGAGCCUUUCGGGCUGCAGGAGACGACUUCCGAAGGAGCCGAGCCACUUUGGCGGACUGAAAAGAGCGACAAGACCCCGUCCGUGCGGCUUCGAUAUUCGUGGGAAGGUUUCCAUCGCUUUUCGAACGACGAAACCUGGGAGAAGGCGUUACAGGUUUACAGCAAGGAGAACUACAAAUGCUGCGAACCAGCACCAGCCGCGGUUGCCCCCUGAACUGUUCUGGAGCAAAGUUUUGAUCCCCAUAGAUUUGUUACAUUCAAACAAAAACACGUCGGACGACAGUUACACCAUGAACCAUAGGGUUACUAGGAGUAGUAUCUCAUAGUAUUCUACAGUGAAACAAAAACACCCUGGUAUAUUUUCACAAAAAUCAAAUAAGAUCAGACGAGAGAACUAAUGGGGUACUAAAUCAAUUCACACAUGACCAAGCACAAGAACAAGAUGACGUUUUGAAUGUUGAAAACAACACCGCAAAAUCACUGAUCAUCAUAAUCAUUUGUAGUAUUUAUCGUGCUCAACAGUGCACACGGAUGAGGCAAUGGAUGAGGUGGAGACCUGGAUGUGAAAUCGUG